AUGUCGACGACGAACCGACUGAACGUGGUGCCGACGGUGACCGUCCUGGCGGUCAUCAAGAACCGGCUGGCGGGCGCGCAGAAGGGGUACAAGCUCCUGAAGAAGAAGGCUGACGCGCUCACCAUGCGGUACCGUCAGAUCCUUCGGCGCAUCUUGGACGCCAAGAAGACGAUGGGUCGGACGAUGCGGGACUCGGCGUUUUCGCUGACGCAGGCCAAGUACGUCGCCGGCGAGGGCAUCAAGUACACCAUCGAGGACACCGUGGGGACGUCAUCGAACGUCCGCGUGCGCUCCCACGUCGACAACGUCGCCGGGGUCAAGCUCCCUCGAUUCGAGCAUUACCUCGCGGGCACAACCUCGGAGGCCGCGGACUUGACCGGCUUAGGCCGGGGCGGCGCGCAGGUUCAGGCGGCGAAGAAGCAGUACCUCGCCGCGAUCACCCUGCUCGUGGAGCUCGCGAGCCUGCAGACCGCGUUCAUCACCCUCGACGUCGCCAUCAAGACGACCAAUCGCAGGGUAAACGCGCUGGAAAACGUCGUCACCCCGCGGCUGGAGAACACGGUGCAGUACAUAAAAGGGGAGCUGGACGAGCUGGAGCGAGAGGAGUUCUUUCGUUUAAAGAAGGUGCAGGCGAAGAAGAAG
Micromonas commoda is the source of this 642-nucleotide messenger RNA. RefSeq names its product H+-or Na+-translocating f-type, v-type and A-type ATPase superfamily. The record is from RefSeq and is a predicted model, not a curated record. Gene Ontology annotation, molecular function: proton-transporting ATPase activity, rotational mechanism. The transcript has a single exon. The annotation marks the transcript as partial. NCBI's taxonomy places the organism in Eukaryota, Viridiplantae, Chlorophyta, Mamiellophyceae, Mamiellales, Mamiellaceae. Gene Ontology annotation, cellular component: vacuolar membrane; proton-transporting V-type ATPase complex.